AUGAAUGUUUUGAUGGGUGGCUUCCAGUGUUAUAAUGAGCUCAUUCAAAAGAUACUACUUACAGGACUGGAGCCUGGAGCUGUUGAUGUGUUUCUUGAUUUCAUUUACUACUCAGGUGGUCCUCUACCUGACGAACUGCUCACCCAAGUUAAGGGAGUUCAUGUUUCAGAGGACUUUGUUGCCGAGCAAUUGAGGUCCAUGAUUUCUGAUAUGUCACUCAGGUUGGCAGCUGGUAUACAGGAAGUCAAAGUUGAAAUGGUUUGCCAGGACGUUUUUACAUGGAAAAUGCAAACGGAAAUCUUGUCGAUACUCUCAUGUUUUAGCUCAUGGAAUGCCUCAGCUUUGCUCUUGAAAAAGAAAAAGAAAAAGAAAAAGAAAAAAAAGAUGUUGUCCGAACUAGCAUUAGAUCAGAUUAGUUUUGUAGGAAACCAGAAGCCCAUGUCCAACCCUGGCAUUCCAACCAUAGACCUGUCAAAACCCAAGUCCAAAACUCUUCUUGUGAAAGCCUGUGAAGAGUUUGGAUUCUUCAACCAUGGCAUUCCAUUAGAGUUCAUCGAUAGGUUGGGAGCUGAGGUUGUGAAGUUCUUCUCCUUACCUCAACCUGAGAAGGAAAAAGCUGGCCCUGCUAAUCCGUUUGGGUAUGGAAACAAUAGGAUUGGCAACAAUGGUGGUGUGGGCUGGAUUGAGUAUCUCCUCUUUCAAAACAAUGCCAAUUCCAUUUAUCAGAGAUCUUGGGCCAUUUCUAGAGAAAACCCAGAAAUCUUUUGCUCUGCUGUGAGUGAUUACAUAUCAGCUGUGAAGAAAUUAGCUUGUGGAGUUCUUGAAUCUUUAAAUGAAGGGCUGAAGGUUGAACCAAGCUUAACUGGUUUUGGAGAACACACUGACCCUCAGAUAAUAUCAGUUAUGAGAUCAAACAAUACAUCAGGCCUUCAAAUCUCUCUCAGUGAUGGGAGCUGGGUUUCAGUCCCACCUGACCACAACUCCUUUGUCAUUGUUGGUGAUUCCUUGCAGAAUGGGCUUAAUAUGGUGUACCCAAUUGAGAAUGGGAGAGCAGCAGUAUUGCAAGAGUUGUGGUGAAGUACAGUUGCCAUCUCUGGAAGGAGGCUAGGUUGCUUGGAGUUGUUUGAAUCAUGGGAUGAGGCAUCAACCUUCACGUUGCUAACCAUGUAAUCCUUGUUGACGGUUUGUGGAACCCUACUUAUGAUCUUCAGGCUCAGGUUUGGAGGUAUAGGCAAACAAAGCCCGUUUAUGCAUAUCGUUUGAUGGCACAUGGAACUAUGGAAUAAAAAAUAUAUAAACGGCAGGU
Molecule: messenger RNA, 1306 nt
Organism: Magnolia sinica
Lineage: Eukaryota; Viridiplantae; Streptophyta; Magnoliopsida; Magnoliales; Magnoliaceae
Product: gibberellin 2-beta-dioxygenase 1-like
Exons: 9
Coding region: 1-1077 (358 amino acids)
Biological process (GO): response to light stimulus; gibberellin catabolic process
Source: RefSeq, a predicted model, not a curated record